Messenger RNA from Danaus chrysippus (African queen), 1092 nucleotides. The record is from the annotation of a GenBank genome assembly. Lineage: Eukaryota; Metazoa; Arthropoda; Insecta; Lepidoptera; Nymphalidae.
AUGAAGUCUGUGGUUAUUUUUGUAAUAUGUUUGAGUGUUUCUAUUCUCGCUGGAAAUGAUACCGGCUACCCGGCAGGCUUGAUGGCUGAAUGUCCUGGGAUGACAAAAAACACGACAUUAUCAGAGGAAACUAAGAAUUCAUUACGAGUGGUAGUGCUCUGUCCCGACAAGGGCUGGUUAGCCAGUAGAGAGGAGUCCUGUCCUUUAGACUAUAAGGGAGUAGCUUGCGUCUCAAAACAUAUCGAUUUGAAGAAGAAAACUCUGGUAUAUAUAAGCGGCUACCUGGACGCGUCAUUUUCACCUAUAGUCCGAGCUCUCACAAUACCUUACCUGGAGCGUGGACGUAAUGUUAUUAUUAUGGAGAUAUAUCCCAUUCUUCACCGGUCCUAUCCUAUCGCAGCCCGUCUCACGAAACCGCUGGGUUAUUUAUUGGGAGAGUUCCUCUCUCAUCUUACCCACAAAGGUUUAUCGCAUACUAAACUUGAACUGCUCGGUGGAAGUUUGGGAGCGCACAUAGCUUAUUAUGCGGCUACGAAAUACUAUGAGUUAACACACUACAAACCAACAAGACUUACAGGCAAGUUAUACAUAAGUUUAGACCCAGCAGGUCCAUGUUUCCGUUCCUUACCUCCUCGUGAUCGCUUUCAUUCUGACGGCGCCCUCAAAGUAGAUGCCAUUCACACUAACAUCGAUGGUUUCGGUAUACCGGACCCAGUUGGUCAUGUCGAUUUUUAUGUUAACGGUGGUGAAUUCCAACCGUCUAUGGUCUCAGAUUAUCUGCUGCCUUGCUUUCAACUGUGCAGUCAUGUACGUUCAGCUAUAUACUGGCUCAUAGCGAGUUACGAGAAACAUCAAUUUGUCGGUGUCAAAUGUAACUCAGUCGCUGAAGCGCGGCACGGAAAAUGUUACUAUAGAAGUGUUGACACUAAUGUUUUGGGACCAAAGACAAACUUCAGCCGUCCCGGAAUUUAUUAUCUUCCUACGACAGAAAACAAACCUUUUUACAUGGGCAAAGAAGGUCUCAAGAAGAGAAAAUACGAUGUUAAUCAUUAUUUACUGCAAGUUUCCCCAGAGAAGGAUAUGAUUAUUUGA